Messenger RNA from Pseudocercospora fijiensis CIRAD86, 540 nucleotides. RefSeq lists its product as uncharacterized. NCBI's taxonomy places the organism in Eukaryota, Fungi, Ascomycota, Dothideomycetes, Mycosphaerellales, Mycosphaerellaceae. The transcript is spliced from 2 exons. Bases 1 to 540 code for a protein of 179 amino acids. The record is from RefSeq and is a predicted model, not a curated record.
AUGUCACCAAGCACGAGCGGCACAAAGACGUUGCCCGAUAACCACCUUCCAAGGCCUAAGCGUUACAUCACCACCCACAAUCAAGAUGCAGCUGCAACGUUUCCCGAACUCGAGCCCGAGCUGCCCCGGGAAGAGGUUGGAGGUGCAAAGGGCGGCGUAGCCGAAGAUCGCUUCUCUCUCGCGUACGCCACGAAUCAAGUCCCGGUGCAGUUAAGCUCGGACAAAGAUGUCGAGCUGUAUCAACAAUUCCUCGAGAAGAAGCCAGGAAUCACGACUCGUGGUGGUACUGUUCUGCGAUAUGUAGAUCUUGCCCCAGGAGACACAUCUCCCAUGCACCGAACAGUAAGUCUGGAUUAUGGUGUAGUCUUAGAGGGACAAGUUGAGGCAAUCAUGGACUCCGGCGAGACCAGGCUCCUCAAUAGAGGUGAUAUUGUGGUGCAAAGAGCGACGAUGCAUGCUUGGAGAAAUGUCAGCAAGACCGAGUGGGCGCGGAUGCUGUAUGACUAUGGCUCAAUACAAGGCGUGCGGGCUUCAACUUGA